AUGUCUUCUCCCGGAUACUCGACUGUUCAUGCGGGGCGCUCCAACUACGGUCCAGGACCAACCAGGACUGCGCCUACGAUUACGUCUCAUGCCCCCCCGUUGCGUUCAGCUUCUACCAGGAGAUAUUCUCCGGAUGCCCUCCUUGGUCCAGACGCACCCACACAACCUCGGAAUUACGUUACGCCGUCUGCUACCUCUCGCAAAGAGAUCCCCUCGUAUUUCAUAAAACAACAACGCCGGCUUUCCCCACCUCAGGCCACUGGGAUGUCUGAAGACGAGGACGAUGAACUCACGGAGGAGCCGCCAGCGGAGAAUGCCACUGAUCAGGAAAAAAUCGACUACAAACGACGACAGAAUACUCUUGCUGCCCGACGUAGCAGGAGGCGCAAACUGAUGUACACUCAGCAGUUGGAGGCUACUGUCGAAAAUCUGACAAGGGAAAAGGAUGUGUGGCGUACUCGAGCGUUGACGCUUAGGCAACUCUUGAGGAGUCAUAAUAUACCUUGUCCUGAGUUCAAGGAGUAG
This is a messenger RNA of Lentinula edodes (shiitake mushroom), 525 nucleotides long. RefSeq names its product ectomycorrhiza-regulated protein. Bases 1 to 525 code for a protein of 174 amino acids. Gene Ontology annotation, biological process: regulation of DNA-templated transcription. Gene Ontology annotation, molecular function: DNA-binding transcription factor activity. The record is from RefSeq and is a predicted model, not a curated record. Lineage: Eukaryota; Fungi; Basidiomycota; Agaricomycetes; Agaricales; Omphalotaceae. The transcript has a single exon.